Physcomitrium patens is the source of this 1743-nucleotide messenger RNA. RefSeq lists its product as uncharacterized. Lineage: Eukaryota; Viridiplantae; Streptophyta; Bryopsida; Funariales; Funariaceae. The record is from RefSeq and is a predicted model, not a curated record.
GUGACGUCGUUGAGGGGGAGGAGGCCAUCGGGCUUUCGGUUCAAUUCCGUUCAAUUCCAUUAAUUGUUGAUUCGUAACGUGGAUUCUGGAUGCGUUGCUGGUCGCUGGUUGAGUGGUUCUAUGUAGAUCUGGGUGAUUAUGGUGGGUAGGUUUUUUUGGGUUCUCGAAUUGUGGUGUUCGAGGUGGUUCAUGAAAUUCGAGGCGAUAGUUUGGUUUUGAUUGUGGGAUUGGAGUAUUGGAGGAUUGGAGCUCGUCAGUUAGAAACAUGGGGAAUGCGAGCAGCACUGAGGACACGAGUGAGGCGUUUGUAAUCGCGUCCAAGAAGUUCAGUGAAUCGGAGUUGCGAGACCUGAAGAAGCUGUUUGUUUCUCUGGCUUAUCAGUCCAAAAGCGGUGGCAAAUACGUAAUAGCUUCCGUUUUUCAGGCAUAUUUUGGCAUCCAUGGUUCGUUGGGAGGGCGGUUAUUUAAUCUUAUUACUCAGGAGCGGGAAAACAUGUGUCUCUACUAUGAAGACCUGGUUAUUGCAAAGGGGUUGUACGAGAAAGGUGCACCGGAUGAAGUUGAAAACUUCAUGUACCAACUAGUGGAUUUAAGUGGAGAUGGACAUACUCAAAGGGCAGAGGUGGAAGGGGUCAUUUUAUCUAUAUUGCAGACAGUGUUAGGUCCCAGUAAUGCAGUGACGGGUGCAGGCUUAUCAGAGGGCAGUCUGCAGUCUUUCCUUCAGGCAGCAAGCUUUACAGAAGAUGUGGAGGGUGAGGCUGCACCCUGCAUGUCUCUUGAGGACUUUCGCAAGUGGUGUGCAUCUGUUCCAUCCAUCAAGAAAUUCUUGACGUCACUCCUCAAAGGACCUGCCCCAGGAUUGCCGGGGCGACUCGUUCCAGAGCUUUUAAUGCCAGACAAGAUGGGCCAGCUACAACCAGUGAUGAGGAAGGAGUAUGCUUGGCAUCUUGCGGGAGUUAUGCAAUCACAAGAAGCCGUUCAGUGGGUUCUUGUUUAUCACAGUUCCGCUCAUGGCCUCAGCUUCAAUACAUUUUUAGGCAAGCUUGCGAUCGUGCAAGGGCCAUCAGUGCUGGUAGUGAAAGACAAGCAGGGUUGUGUGUAUGGAGGUUACGCUUCUCAGCCUUGGGAAAAGCAUAGCGACUUCUACGGAGACAUGAAGUCUUUCCUCUUUACUCUCCACCCAAAGGCUGCUAUAUACCGACCAACUGGGAAGAAUACGAACUUGCAAUGGUGUGCAGCAAAUUUUUCAUCGGAGAGCAUUCCAAACGGUGUCGGGUUUGGUGGCCAAGUCCACCACUUUGGUCUCUUCAUAAACGCGGCUUUUGAAGGAGGUCAUACCAGGCAUUCAGUAACAUAUAACAACCCACCUUUAUCGUCCCAGUCGAACAUUCUGCCUGACGUUGUUGAAUGCUGGGCAGUGGUUGUCAAAACAGACGACAAUACUUCCAACGGAGCUUCUGGUCUGCAGGGCACUGUUCUGGAGCGAUUCAAGGAAGAUCGACAAAUGCUUAACAUGGUGGGAAUUGCAGGAGCAAGUAUGGAUUGACAUUUUCUGAGCUUUAUAAAUACUUGCUCAUAUCAUUUGUGUAUUAAAUUGUUUUCUUUUGGUUGAGGAUGAAGAAGGUGCAAAUUUACCUCUUUUUGGUAGUGAUGUGCCACGCAACGAAAUGUACUAUGGACUGCAAAAUCAAUGCUUAUUACCAAAUUGUGAUACAUUAUAUACAUAUUAUGUUUCAGCGGUCA